Messenger RNA from Pleuronectes platessa (European plaice), 3348 nucleotides. RefSeq names its product dual specificity phosphatase 2 (gene dusp2). Gene Ontology annotation, cellular component: nucleus; cytoplasm. NCBI's taxonomy places the organism in Eukaryota, Metazoa, Chordata, Actinopteri, Pleuronectiformes, Pleuronectidae. Gene Ontology annotation, biological process: protein dephosphorylation; negative regulation of MAPK cascade; endoderm formation. The record is from RefSeq and is a predicted model, not a curated record. Gene Ontology annotation, molecular function: MAP kinase tyrosine/serine/threonine phosphatase activity; protein tyrosine/threonine phosphatase activity.
GAGGGGGCGAGAGGAAGUGGGAAGAUGAAGAAAGUGGAGUCAGAGGUUUGAGUGGGAGACGUCUGAGGGAAGGCAGAGUGAUUUGAAAAUGUGGGUUAUGAGGAAAUGAAGACCAAGACGUCAGAUUACACUUUGUGCUACAAAUUAUCCCACACGGCCCAUAAAAUAUAUAUUUCUCUCUGCUCGUGAGAAGGUAGUAAGUGUCUUGAAUCCAUGGGUGGAAAGACGCCUACAACAUCCUCUACAUUUAGAUGAAUUAUGACUUAAAUAUUACUCAUGUGGGACCAAGGCAAAAACUUUCUCCGGAAACGAAUCAGGUGAAGCACAGAAAUACUAAAGAACAUUUACUUUAAGUAAAACUUAUAAAUGUCCACAGCCAAAUAUGUCAAAAGCAAUAAUCAAAGGUGAUUUUGGUAUAUUUGGUUUAUUGAGAGUUUAUGAUUCAAAAGCUUGACUUGACAUUUGACAGUUUGUCACCCACACCCAUAACUGUCAUCAGAGUUUGAUUUCACAGAUGCAGACUGAAAUAAGGCAGCACCAGAAUAAAGAGCAUCUCCAUCCUUACCUCUCUCUCCGCAAAGUUUAUGGAAAAUGAGUUCCUUUGAAUUAUGGGACUGCUUUGAAUCAAGUUGAGUCACUUAUCAGUUCAUCCAUGGACAAAAUCAAAUCUGUGUUUGAAGGUGCACUAAAGGAGCAGAAACAAUAGCUUCAUCUGUGCACGGGAUAUAACCAGUGGAACUGUGCAAAGGGCUUAAACACCACAGAGUAGAAACCAACAGAUGCACUGGAAACUUAAAUUAACCUUUUAUUCACCAAUUAGUGCAUAUGUGUGGAGAAAGAGACACACAAACAAAACAAAUAAAUAAAUCAUGAUAGUAAUAAUAAUGAUGAUAAUGUAAAAAAUAAUAAACACAAAGACAAACAAACAAAAACACUUUAAAGAGGUAAAAAUGACCAUUAUCUGUUAAGGUUUGUAUUCAUGGGGCUUUUACAGUAUGGGUGUCAUAUCUUGUUCUGCUCAUUCAUUUAUAUAAAUACACAUUUGUCUGUUCUCGUUUCCCUUUUCUGCUUUCCUUUUGUUGCUUUGUUUUGUGAACGCGUUGCUUUAGAGGAAACCAGCAGCAGUUUGUGUUUGUGUGGUGGAGCAGCUCAGGUUUUAAUCUCAACCCGAAUAACACCCAGCUCCUGUUUUCCUCUGGAGGCUGCGCGCAUCACGUCAUUCAGCACAAAAACACGGGAUAACCCCGAGUGACCACGUGCGCUCGUGGAAAAUCGAAGGUUCGCGUCAGUGUCCAUAUGAGGAGUGUCGGGCAGACCAUACAUGGUCGUUCCGCCUGCCACGUCACUACUUCUGGGGAAAAACCAGGAGGGGCCGCGGUGACCCCACCCCUCCGACAGCUGUUAUCAAUGAACAAGUGAAAACGUGAAGAGGACUCGAACCCAGCUCAGGUUCUACACACAUACUUUAUUUUAUUGCUCCAGUCAUUUAUCAGAUCAUCACAGAAAAAUACACCAACACCAGAUUCAUUUAUUUUUAAUAGCUCAUAUUUGUAGUAGAGUAAAUAUAGUUUAUUUAUUUUAAAUUACUUAUAAAUCUACUUUCUCCGCCAUGACUGUGGAUCCUUUGGAGAUCACAGCCACUGAGCUGGUCCACAUCCUCCAGACCCCCCGGGACCAGUGCGCCUCAGCCGGCGGCGUGGUGCUGGACUGCCGACCUUUCCUCGACUUCUCCCUGGCGCACAUCCGCGAGGCCCGGAACGUGAACUGGAGCUCGAUGAUGAGGCGCCGGUCCAAGGGCUCGGUGGUGGCUCUGGAGUGGCUCAUCCCAGACAAGGCGCUCCUCGGCCGGCUGCGGCGAGGGGACUUCUCCCCCGUGGUGGUGAUGGACCAGAGCAGCGGCUCCGUGGCCGAGCUGCGGGCGGAGAGCGUGGCCCAGAUGUUGCUCACCGCCCUGCAGAACGAGGUCCACACGCACAUCUGCUUCCUACAAGGUGGAUUUGAGGGAUUUACCGAGGCCUCUCCAGAGCUGUGCUACAUCUCUGCCAGCAGCCAGCUGCCCUCAGUGGAGCCGGAGCCGGCAGUGACCGGCCGCAGGACGCCAGCGUAUGAUCAGGGUGGUCCAGUGGAGCUGUUGCCCUUCCUGUUCUUGGGCAGUGCCGUCCACUCGUCCCGCAGAGAGACCCUGGCAGCAGCAGGCAUCACAGCCGUGCUCAACGUCUCCUCCACCUGCCCCAACUUCUACGAGGGGGAGUUCGAGUACCUGCGGGCUCGGUGGAGGGACACUCUGGCUGCUGACAUCAGAGCCUGCUUCGCCACAGCCAUCACCUUCAUUGACUCUGUGAAGCAGAGAGGUGGUCGGGUGUUGGUGCAUUGCCAGGCAGGCAUCUCCCGCUCUGCCACCAUCUGUCUGGCCUACCUCAUGCACACGCAGCGUGUGCGGCUGGACGAGGCCUUCGACUUUGUGAAGCAGCGACGUCACGUCAUCUCCCCCAACCUGGGCUUCAUGGGACAGCUGCUGCAGUUUGAAACCGACGUCCUCUGCCAAGGAUGAAGAGGAAGGAAAUUGACAUGACUGUACUUUUUACUUAAAUCGUCUGCCUCUUGUAGAAAUUGUGCUGGACUCAAAACAUAUGCACAAAAAUACUGUUUGUACUAUCAAAACUUCUGCACAACAGAAGUAAUCACUGUUUUGCACAGAAAGAAAAGCUACUUGUGUUGCUGCCAGCACAUGGCUGGUGGAUCCGGGUUCUUACUCACAGUAGAAUAAUACAAAUGGGAUGUUGAUAAAACUCCACUGUAACAACCACAUUGUGAUUCUGAGCCAGCAAGGUGGAGCAGCUAUGAGCUAAUAUCCCCUGAUGUUUUGUACUAAAGGGUAAUUGUGUGUGCUUGUCUGGUUUUCUGGGUGUGUGUGUGUGUGUGUGUGUGUGUGCGUGUGUGUGUGUGUCUGUGUGUGUUACCUUGUUUGACUUACGUGCCUGAUUAUUUGCAAGGGCUGUCUUAUUUCCAUUCUGAGAGUCAUUCCUCCACAGUUACAGCCACUGUGACAUCUUUAUAUGAGACAACACUGUGUUAACUUCAUACAGCAAUACUGGUUUUAUUGUCUAAUUUAUAAAACUGCGACAACCAGAAGUGGUGUAUAAUCAAAGAUCUGAUCAUUUUGUAUCCUGAGAUAAAUUACUCUUACUAAGUUGUUUUUAUCGUGUAAAUAGAAUUUAUAUUUUUAUUUAUUACAUCAGCAUUUGUCAUGACACAUUAUUGUCUGUUAUUGCACUUUAUACCAACGAGGUUAAGCUGAUCCCUGCUGUUUUUCGACUGAAAUAAAAACACGGCGGUGAGCAUAUUGAA